Messenger RNA from Oppia nitens, 562 nucleotides. Its product is annotated as serine protease 52-like. The transcript has 4 exons. Gene Ontology annotation, biological process: proteolysis. NCBI's taxonomy places the organism in Eukaryota, Metazoa, Arthropoda, Arachnida, Sarcoptiformes, Oppiidae. The record is from RefSeq and is a predicted model, not a curated record. Bases 8 to 562 code for a protein of 184 amino acids. Gene Ontology annotation, molecular function: serine-type endopeptidase activity.
CAAAAAAAUGUUUUGUUUGAUAGCAUUGAUGUUCUUGAUCGGUGUUGUGUUUGGCCUACAAAUCGGUGAUUAUCCGGACAUUACUAAUACUACUGACUGUGGUAUCGGUCGUGAGUCGCAACUGAUGACCGACCGGUGCUUUGAAUGGCACAGUAGUCGUGAUUUAAUGAACACUUCCUCCUCCUUGUCCUCAAUAGUCAACGGAAGGGACGCAAAGAGGGCUGAAUUGCCAUAUAUUGUAUACAUUGAGAAAUGGAAAGACAACGACAAUACUCGAUGUACGGGAACUGUACUCAACCAGCACUGGAUACUGACUGCUGCCCACUGUUAUGAGGAAUGUGACAAUUGUUUAUAUAAAAUAUAUGCGGGAAUUAUAGAUAUUAGAUAUCCGGGCAUUGAUUAUGGUAUCAAUAAAGUCAUUAAACACGAAAACAAUUCAGAUUGCAAACAAUGGUUACUAUUAUCGGCAGAUAAACGGUAUUUGUUUGCCGACUAUCGAUCAAAACAAUACCGACUACGAGUACGCCGUAAUCGCCGGCUUUGGUUUGACUGCACAUCUUGA